GUUUUAUUGAACACAACGUUUUCUGUAACUUGUCCCUUCACGCCUGGAAACCCACCGGAGACGAGAUUCACGUGGUUCCACGGAAAUACUUCAACAAUCGGAUCUCAUCAGAAUCUUUCGCUGUCGAGUGUGAAGCUCUCAAACAAAGGAUAUUAUAAAUGCAGAGUCAACACCACUAUGGAACCCACGGGAUGUGCCACCCAGGAGGCAUACACAGAAUCAACAUUUUACGUGGAUGUGCAAUAUCCCGCUAACAUAAGACGAUUUUAUGCCGACGGGUCAAAUUUCGCAUCAAGUAUAAUCAUAAGUGAAAGUCAGUCUUUGACGCUUCUCUGUGAUGUUGACAGCGACCCUUUAGCAAAACUACAACUUGUAAAUAAUACGAAAGGUGAUGAGCGCUUAUUAAUGGAUGCCCACAACAACACCAUAUCCGCUCAUUUGUCCAAUGCGCGAUGUGAAUAUGAUAUGGGAGUCUAUCAAUGUAAAGGAAAGAACAUCCAUAAUGCAGUUCAACAGAUUCGCGAACUAGAGAUCAGAAUUACUUGUUCACCAAGACCAUCACCAUUUUCCCCACCAAUUAGCACCAUAUAUAAGAGAAGAAAUUCCUCAGCUGUUUUAACUUUCACUGUCGUUGCCUUUCCAUCACCCAUUGACGCAGCAUAUGUAUGGAGUAAGCAGAUAGAUGGUGAAUGGGCAAUACUUCAAAAUAACAGCAGGUUUCGAAUUCAUAUAUCAAAGGACAGUCUCCAGACAAACCUUUUAAUAUCGCAACUACAAAUUGGCGAUUUCACAAACUAUUCGGUCCGUGCUAACAAUAACUUCGGAUCCACAGAGCAAACAUUUGUCAUUCGAGCCAAUGAGCAGCCGUCUUUGCCACAACGACUUCUUGUCGUCGACGCCUUGGUGACUGAAAGUUCUAUCGCAGUUAGAUGGAUACCUGGAUUUGAUGGGGGAGAAGACCAGUGGUUCGUGAUCGGUUAUAGAAAGGCAGCCGAUGUAGCAUGGACUUACAUAAACGUAUCUUCAACAGAUACUCAACUGAGUAUUGGUAAAUUAGUUGCGGGUACCAAGUAUGAAGUUAAAAUGUAUGCAGAGAAUAUAAUUGGCAAAUCUGAUGAUACUACUAUAUUAAGUGUGACAACACAGACUGUAUUUUCAGAUAACGGAUCCUCUCCAUCUGUUGGGGCUGCAGUAGGCGGUGCUGUAGGCGGAACUCUCGUUGCAGUCAUCUUGGCGGUGCUGUGGAAAUAUAGGAAAGCGUUUAAACGUAAACCUAGUGAAGGUGCUCAUUACGAUGACUUGUUCAAUAGACAAGCCGAUGCCCCUUCUGCCAAUACCAUUUCCGAAUAUGAAGCCUACCGAGUCGAAGCCCAGCAAACAAACCAGUACGAGACACUUGCGGAAACUUCUUUUCAUGAAUAUUCGGUUUUAUCACCGGGUGGAAAACAUGAUUAUAUUGUUAUGAACCGUGUUAAUCAAGUUACUGAAACUGAUCGUGCAAUCGUGAAUCAGGAAAGCGCCUAUGUUAAUUUGUCGUUUUCAGAAACAUAAAUAUCGUUUCAUUUUUUAAUUUGAGUGAUAACGUCAAACAAAAUUUAUAGCGCAAAAUAACACAUUUAACGUUGAUUGAUUAGAAUUGUUAAUGAUUGUUAAUUGUAAGUGAGUGUAGAAUGUACAUUGUAUUAAUACAAGCAAUAUUUGAAUUUAGAUUGUUUAAUAUAUUGUAUUCAUAUUGAAACAUAUAGAGAUACAUUUAAUUGACCAUAAGCAUAUUUAAUUUACCGAUA
Dreissena polymorpha is the source of this 1787-nucleotide messenger RNA. Its product is annotated as synaptogenesis protein syg-2-like. NCBI's taxonomy places the organism in Eukaryota, Metazoa, Mollusca, Bivalvia, Myida, Dreissenidae. Gene Ontology annotation, molecular function: protein binding. The transcript is spliced from 8 exons. The coding region runs from base 178 to 1551 and encodes 457 amino acids. The record is from RefSeq and is a predicted model, not a curated record.